Molecule: messenger RNA, 903 nt
Organism: Solanum verrucosum
Lineage: Eukaryota; Viridiplantae; Streptophyta; Magnoliopsida; Solanales; Solanaceae
Product: nudix hydrolase 26, chloroplastic
Exons: 7
Coding region: 16-699 (227 amino acids)
Biological process (GO): nucleoside phosphate metabolic process; ribose phosphate metabolic process
Cellular component (GO): chloroplast
Molecular function (GO): guanosine-3',5'-bis(diphosphate) 3'-diphosphatase activity; bis(5'-adenosyl)-pentaphosphatase activity
Source: RefSeq, a predicted model, not a curated record
AAAAACUUUUGGCUUAUGUUGAUGGCUUUAUUUUGCCGAUCCAUCGUCUCUAACUUUCCACUUCCUCGUCUUCCAUUGCAGCUCGUCCCUCUCAACACAACUCCUUUCCCGCACUGCCCUUCCAAAUCCUACCAAAUUACCGCUUUGCCACUUGUUCUACGCCGCAAAACAGCUUCCUUUGCUUCACUGCCGUCGCCGCCGUCAUCAACCAUGGAGAACCCACCUGAAGGUUAUCGAAGAAACGUCGGCAUUUGUCUAAUGAAUCCUUCUAAUAAAAAGAUUUUUGCUGCUUCAAGGCUUGAUAUACCUAGUGCUUGGCAAAUGCCGCAGGGUGGAGUUGAUGACAAUGAAGAUCCAACAAAUGCUGCCAUCAGGGAAUUAAGAGAGGAAACUGGGGUUACUUCAGCAGAAAUUGUUGCUGAGGUUCCUCAUUGGGUAACGUAUGAUUUCCCUCCAGACGUUAGAGAAAAGCUAAGGCAUCAAUGGGGAUCUGACUGGAAAGGUCAAGCACAGAAGUGGUUCUUAUUUAAGUUCACUGGAAAGGAUGAAGAAAUCAACCUUCUUGGGGAUGGGACAGAGAAGGCUGAGUUUGGAGAAUGGUCAUGGAUAUCACCUGAGCAAGUUAUUGAACUUGCAGUGGAUUUCAAGAAGCCCGUUUACAGGGAAGUUCUAUCUGUUUUCUCGCAACAUUUUCAGUAGUGAAACUGGUCAUUUCUGAAGUCCGAAGUUUAAGAGGUUUUAUUUGCCAAAAUAAUGGCAGGAGGUUCAAUAUGGUUUUUCAGCAUAGCUGGUUUUGGUGAAAUAAAUAUGUAUACUUUGUUCUACUCUGUACAAUUAUUGAUUAUGCUGUAACCUCGUUUUCUCUUUAUUUUUUUAUAGAAAAAAGAAAUUUUAUUACACAGG